GGGAACUACAGAAAUAGAAAUUACAAACUAAAAUUGGUCACAGCAGAUUCCUACCAAGACAAGACAGCAGUCAUCGGCAUUCAACGUUCACCAAACCCCUCCAUAUUGCUUCCAACGACCAUCUACUCAGAUUUCAGAAUAAAUUGAUUGUAUCAACUUCUUCAUCAUCAUAAUCAUCAUCGUCACUGCUACAUGGCUAGGAAGAAGAUCAGAGAGUACCAAUCCAAGAGGCUCCUCAAGGAUCACCUAAGCCGACUCGCUUCCAUUAACCUCGAAAUUCAAUCUGCUCAGGUGACGGAGUCAACGGACUUCACUGAGUUGACUAACCAACACCCAUGGCUUUCCUCUACAAAAUUGGUGGUCAAGCCUGACAUGCUCUUCGGCAAGCGCGGUAAGAGUGGCCUCGUCGCUCUCAAUUUGGACAUUGCUCAAGUCGCCGAUUUUGUCAAAGCACGCCUCGGCGUUGAGGUUGACAUCGCUGGUUGCAAGGCACCUAUCACCACUUUCAUUGUUGAACCCUUUGUUCCACAUGAUCAAGAAUUCUAUCUCUCCAUUGUUUCCGAACGCCUCGGCUCUGCCAUCAGCUUCUCUGAUUCUGGCGGCAUCGAAAUUGAGGAGAACUGGGAUAAGGUUAAGACUAUAUUCCUUCCAACAGAGAAACCUAUGACUCCGGAGGCGUGUGCGCCGCUGAUUGCUACACUUCCUUUGGAGAUUCGGGGCACAAUUGGCAAAUUCAUAAUCGGUGUGUUUGCUGUCUUUCAAGACUUGGACUUCAGUUUCCUAGAGAUGAAUCCAUUUACACUGGUGAAUGACAAGCCAUAUCCACUGGAUAUGAGAGGGGAAUUGGAUGACACUGCUGCAUUCAAGAACUUCAACAAGUGGGGUAAUAUAGAGUUUCCAUUGCCUUUUGGAAGAGUUCUGAGCCCCACAGAAAGCUUCAUUCAUUCCUUGGAUGAGAAGACAAGUGCAUCUUUGAAGUUUACUAUAUUGAACCCAAAAGGACGCAUUUGGACAAUGGUAGCUGGAGGCGGUGCAAGUGUUAUAUAUGCCGAUACUGUUGGAGAUUUAGGUUACGCAUCAGAGCUUGGAAACUAUGCUGAGUAUAGUGGAGCUCCAAAUAAGGAGGAGGUGUUACAGUAUGCAAGAGUUGUAAUUGAUUGUGCCACUGCUGAGCCCGAUGGCCGUAAGAGAGCCCUUCUUAUUGGAGGUGGCAUUGCAAACUUCACUGAUGUUGCCGCCACGUUUAGUGGGAUUAUUCGAGCCCUGAAAGAGAAGGAAACAAAGCUUAAAGCUGCAAGAAUGCACAUUUAUGUCAGAAGAGGAGGUCCAAAUUAUCAGGCUGGUUUAGCGAAGAUGCGUGCACUGGGGGAGGAACUGGGACUACCGAUUCAGGUUUAUGGACCAGAGGCUACAAUGACUGGCAUAUGUAAACAGGCUAUUGAUUGCAUAAUCUCUGAAGCAUAAAGCAGAUACGUUUUGUCACCAAAAGCCAAUAUCAAUGUGUUUCAUUAUUGAAACAAAUUUGGUGGUAUUUUGAUGAAUUUAAGUUUGUUUCGAAGAAUAAAUAGGAUUGAAGAAAAGAGAAGAGAAUCAAUAGAUGGUGCAAGCUUGAAUUUGUACUCUCCUUAAAAGUAAUCUGUGAAAAGAAAAUUGUAAAAUUUUGUGUUGUUA
Messenger RNA from Arachis stenosperma, 1671 nucleotides. Its product is annotated as ATP-citrate synthase alpha chain protein 2. Gene Ontology annotation, cellular component: succinate-CoA ligase complex. Bases 193 to 1464 code for a protein of 423 amino acids. Gene Ontology annotation, biological process: succinyl-CoA metabolic process; tricarboxylic acid cycle. Lineage: Eukaryota; Viridiplantae; Streptophyta; Magnoliopsida; Fabales; Fabaceae. Gene Ontology annotation, molecular function: succinate-CoA ligase (ADP-forming) activity. The record is from RefSeq and is a predicted model, not a curated record. The transcript has 11 exons.